Messenger RNA from Helianthus annuus (common sunflower), 705 nucleotides. RefSeq lists its product as uncharacterized. Lineage: Eukaryota; Viridiplantae; Streptophyta; Magnoliopsida; Asterales; Asteraceae. The record is from RefSeq and is a predicted model, not a curated record. The transcript is spliced from 2 exons. Gene Ontology annotation, biological process: DNA integration. The coding region runs from base 1 to 705 and encodes 234 amino acids. Gene Ontology annotation, molecular function: nucleic acid binding.
AUGAAAAGAUAUAAGGAAAAAUCCAAGGAGUUGAUGAAUACCUUCCAAAUAUGCUGCAUCAAACAAAUUCCCAGAUCCAAAAACAAAAAGGCUGAUGCCUUAAGUAAGCUAGCAUCUCUCACCUUUGCCCACCUCACUAAGAAGGUGUUGGUAGAAGUGCCGAAGGCUCCGUCGAUUGAUGAAUUGGAAGUUCAAGACGUAGUCACUGAGGAAGAUCCAAACUGGAUGACUCCCAUAAAAAAGUUCCUUAAAAAUGGUGAACUACCCAAGGAUGGAGUAGAAGCUGAAAGGGUUAAAAUCAAAGCAAGGCAAUAUGUACUGCAAGGAGAAACCCUUUACAAAAAGGGUUACCUUGCCCCCUUGCUAAGAUGUGUUGGUCCUGAGCAAAAUUAUUUCACCAAGUGGCCCGAGGUUAAACCACUCGCAAAGAUCACGGGCAAACAGGUCAUUGACUUCGUUUGGGAAAACAUUUGCCGUUAUGGAUUGCCGGGAGUGAUGGUAACCGACAACGGGAAGCAAUUUGCUGAGAAGCCUUUCAGCGUUUGGUGCAAAGAGUACAGAAUUAACCAGGUUUUCAGCUCAGUCGCUUACCCGCAAUCAAAUGGCCAGGUGGAAAGGGCAAAUCGAAGCAUAGUGGAAGGAAUCAAGACAAGAUUAGGAAGAUACGAAAGUAACUGGCUUGAAGAAUUGCCUAGUGUUCUAUAG